GUGCUCGUUCAGGACCCCGGAGAGAAUCAGCCUCCUCUCUCAGUAACACCCCUGCAGGUGUCACUUACUUAGUUUACCUGCUUUCCCCUCUCUGUACCUGACGAGGCGUGAAACCAGAUAAUAAUUAAUCCUCCGUAUGUAAUAUUUAUCUUUGACAUGAGGUUCUGUCGCAUGGUUUUAAAAGAUCGUAACUUGACAACUCAACAGUCUUUCUACCAACUUGUGCAAAAGAAACCAUUUCUUCCAUCUGCACUAUGGCGUAACGCAGUAAGAGGCAUGUUUAUUCAAACUCAGGACACACCAAAUCCAAAUAGUUUGAAGUUUAUCCCAGGCAAGGAAGUGCUGGAGUCGAGGACUAUGGAGUUUUCCACGCCAGCUGCAGCAUUUUGCUCACCUUUAGCAAGACAGUUAUUCAAAAUUGAAGGAGUUAAAAGCAUUUUCUUUGGACCAGACUUCAUCACAAUCACCAAGGAGAGUGAAGACCUGGAUUGGAACUUACUGAAACCAGAUAUUUAUGCAACUAUAAUGGAUUUCUUUGCCUCUGGCCUACCUGUAGUUACUGAUGAGGCACCUAGGACAGAUACAGCUGCAUCAGAAGAAGACGAUGAAGUUGUGCUGAUGAUUAAAGAACUGCUGGAUACAAGAAUAAGGCCGACAGUGCAAGAAGAUGGCGGUGAUGUUAUUUAUAAAGGCUUUGAGGAUGGGAUUGUGCAGCUGAAGUUGCAGGGUUCGUGCACCAGUUGUCCCAGUUCCAUCAUCACCCUGAAGAACGGGAUACAGAACAUGCUCCAGUUCUACAUCCCUGAAGUGGAAGGUGUGGAACAGGUUGUUGAUGACGAUGAUGAUAUGGAGAAAGAAGCAAAUUCUACUUGAGCUGACAUCAUCUACGGCCAAACAAGUAUUUACCUCUUGGUGUACGUCAACUAUCUUUUUUGUGCUGAGGAACAACCAAAUUUGCCUUUCUUUUCAGGAGAACUGUUGCACUUUUAUCUGUGAAAAUGUAUCAUCAGUUUAAGCAGUUUGACUAGUUUAUUAAAUGCCCUGUAUUCGGAAAAGAAUUCUUUUGCUCUGUUUUGUACUGUGUCUUAAGAAAGAAAUGGUGGGCUUUAAAAACAGUGAUGUGUUUCCUUUGUUCUUUCAUUAAAAAAAAUCAAGACUGAAAAGAAAAGAAGGCAGAAGUAAAGUUCCUUGACUGCUUUUUGUGCAAUAGAAAUACUAAAUGUUUAUUCUCCCAAACCUACUUAGGAGGCUUGCAGGACUAUCUGCCCAUGCUCUACAACUGGGAAAUUCAGGAAUGUUCAUUUUAUCAAGUCUGGUUAAAAAGGUUUUAAUUCAUAUCAAUUUUUUUUGUGUGAAAAGUAACCCAUAACUUCCAUCUGUUCAUUUUGAUUGCCAUCACUUCUGGAAAGUUACCUACUUGCUCACUACCACUGUGCAAACAAUAGCAACAGAAAGAAAAAAAAUCUGAGUUGUUUGUUGUAAAAAUCGUAUCUUUUAAAAUAAAUCUUAGAAAAAGAUGAUCCUUAUCAGCUUUACUAAGUAGAGAGACUAAUUGGCUUAUUUAGAAGUGAAGUUGUUCAGCCACCAUUAGUGGUCUGUUUAAACUUGCAAAAGAUUAUUUCUCAACGUAAUACUCCAACAUCAAGAUGAAUGUGCAGUGCUUAAGGGCACAAAUUACAUUUGUAGGAUAGCAAAGAAAAUGAAUGUGUUUACUUUAUGCCAUAUCCUGUUUGUUCCUUCUGCAGAGGCAAAGAGUGCAGCGUGUGUGUAACGUGGCCUGGCUGAGCGAGGGAGGACGUGGCAGAGCAGAACACACGUUCCAGUUUUAGAGACUAUGGGAAGAGAAAUAUUUAUUGUUCUGAAAUUGAAAUACGUAAAUCAGGCUUUGCAAGUACUUCUGUUUACUUGUGCUUGUAGGUCUUCAUUUCUUCCUGGUGCCUAGUUUUAGCAGGUGGCUUUGCUAGUGGAAAUGCUACUACUUCUUUGUGCUGCCACAGUCGAGCUGCGUUUGUGGGCAUUAUUUAGCUUAUGGUUAUAGUCGGGUUCCCUGUGUGCAAGGAUUUGAGAGCCUCCGGUAUGUUCCCCUCUUUCAUUCCUGGCCAGUGUAAUUCCACUGAGUCCCUGAACAGGAUCAGUUAAGCCAGUGGAAUCUUUCCUGUAGCAUGCAGAUGAGCAUAUGGUUGCCAUAAACUUCGUAUUACUUGUUAGAAAUCUGAAAAUAAAUAAUUUAGCGAAGUAUUUCUUCAGCUUUCAUGGAGAUUAAUAACUUAGUCAUUUAAAUAACCCGCUCAGGAUUUGGAAAUUGGUUUGAAAUUACCAUGUUUUCUUUACCCUAUUAUGAGUACGUAGUGUCUGAUCACACAAGUACAUCGAUGACAAAAUUCCCCUCGAGGUAGGCUCAGACUGUCCAAAAGAGAGCUUGUGCAAAUGUUACUGCCAUGUCCUUCUUUGUCAGCAAACCAUAGAAUGGUGAGGAGUGUUUCUAGUUUCUCAGAGUUUUUUAGGGCUAAUUUGUCAAUUUAAGGCACUAUACAAGCCAAAACUUAAACAGCAAAGUAGCUGUUUUGCAUGUUUAAUAAAACGUAUCUCUCAAAAA
This is a messenger RNA of Athene cunicularia (burrowing owl), 2596 nucleotides long. RefSeq names its product NFU1 iron-sulfur cluster scaffold (gene NFU1). The record is from RefSeq and is a predicted model, not a curated record. Gene Ontology annotation, biological process: iron-sulfur cluster assembly. Gene Ontology annotation, molecular function: iron ion binding; iron-sulfur cluster binding. Gene Ontology annotation, cellular component: mitochondrion. The coding region runs from base 157 to 873 and encodes 238 amino acids. The transcript has 8 exons. NCBI's taxonomy places the organism in Eukaryota, Metazoa, Chordata, Aves, Strigiformes, Strigidae.